CGCGUCGGUCCCGGGCGCCGCAGCGAGGGCCGCCCCGCCAUGGGCAAGAGCCGAACCAAGCGCUUCAAGCGGCCUCAGUUCUCCCCCACAGGCGAGUGCGUGACGGAGGCGGCGGCGGCGGCGGCGGGAGACAAGGAGGACGGGCGGGAAGACGCGCCGGCGGCCGAGCUGUUGGACAAGCUGCAGCACCCGAGCGCCGAAGUGCGGGAGUGCGCCUGCGCGGGCCUGGCGCGACUGGUGCAGCAGCGGCCGGUCCUCCCGGCCCUGAGCCGCCGCCACGCCGUGCGGACCCUCGGACCCCUGCUGCUCGACCCCAGCCUGCCCGUCCGAGAGACGGCCGCCGGGGCCCUCCGAAACCUCAGUGCCUGCGGAGGUUUUGAAGUUUGUGAUGAUAUGGUUACCAAGGACAUUAUGACCCCCCUUAUUGCACUUUUAAAAGAGUGUAGCGUCGGAAUGGAUUCCAAUGGCGUAUCUUCACGGACCAAUAAAGAUUCAAACAAAAAUUAUAUCGAAGACAUAGCUAAUGAGGCCGUGAACGUGCUUUGGAAUGUUUGUGAAUGCAGUAGCCAAGCAGUGUCUAUAUUCAACAAGGAAGGGUGUUUGGAGCUUGUAAUGAAAUACUUAAGUAGGUUUUCCACCAAUGUUGAGUUGGCCAUUUCUGUAGCAUAUUGUUUACAGGCAGUAACAGAAGACAAUCCAGACCUUCUGAAGUCUUUCACCGUUUCAGCAAUGCAGGUGCUUGAAUCGGCAAUGCUCGAUCCCGACAGUUCAAUGGAGCAUAUCCUGCUGAAAACAUUGGUGGCAGGUACCGUUUGGAAUUUAAAGGACAUCAUUCCGUCCAGGAGUCAAGCAGACACCAUAAAUGCCCUUUUGAAGAUUUUUUCUGACGUUUUGGAAAUAGAUGCUGGUGAAACAGUUAUUAAGAUGAAGAAAGCUGAAACAGAAAGGUUAAAAGCUGCUGCAGAGGUUGAAGCAGAGGAGGAAAAGGUUGAGGACAUGAAUGAGUCUGCUUUGAAUGAUGAUGAUGAAAUGGAAGAGAUUCCCCACAAAAGAAAAGUCAGAAGGAAAACCUUCAUUUCAGAUCUACUGCCACCCACUGACACGGAAGUGAAACAGACAGUAGCCUUACUGGCCGCUCAGCAGACUACCCUGGAGAUCAUCGUCAACAUGUGCUGCAGUGAAGAUUCUUCGGAUGACGAAUGGGAAGAACUCUCCAGCAGUGACGAAAGCGAUGCCGUUAUGGAGAAUUCCCUCAGUGAGUGCGGUGGGCAGCUCAUGUCUCCACUUUGCCUCUCCGCUGAGGUGCUCUCUGCUCUAACCAACUCCCUCAUUCCGAAGAAGAUUUUUGAGAAAACUGCUUUUCCAAACAGCGAAGCAGUUGACAUCUGUUCCAGCAGCCCUGCAUGGAAGCCAUUGCUUAAAAAGAUGAACACAGUACAGUGUAGAGCGCUCACGUGCCUUCAGAGUAUUGUGUCUGUGUUGGAUGCGGAUUGUCUCGGAGGGGCUCCGGCUCUGCAGACACUUGCUCAGCAUUUAUCCCAACUCCUUUUUUCUCAGCCAGGUUUUACUAAAAACACUGAAUUCCUAGAAGCCAUAAGCAGCGCUUUGAGGGCUCUUUUGCAGACGAUGGCAUCAAAGAAUAUUUCUCAGUGCAUGACUCCUGAACAGCUGAUGACCCUCUGUGAAGCUGGUAUUCAUAGUGACAAUAUCGGUGUUAGAGUAAAUGUUGUCAGUAUCCUAGGAAUCACUGGCAGUGUCCUGUCGAAAGAAGAUGGAACAGCUGAAACCCUCCAGACUAUUGGAAAAUUUCUUCUCGAAGUUGCCAUCAAAGAUUCUUCUCUCGUGGUGACUGGAGAAGCUCUCGAUGCCCUCUUUGAUGUUUUUGCGGAUGGGAAAGAGGCCGAAAAAGCAGCGUUCCAAAUUAAAUUGCUUUCUGCUCUGAAAGCCUUCCAACCGGUUUUCAAAAUGAAGAUGCGAAAAGAAGGAAGAGGAAAAUACAGUACAGAUCAAUUAUGUGUUCUCGAUAAUGUGAAAAUGAAUUUAAGAAGAUUCAUUGUGUACCAGGAGACUGUAGAAAAAAGACUGACUUCUUGAAAACACCCAAGACUGACUUGAUUCUUAAUAUUUGUCUUGAUAGUUUCCACACUAUCUAUUAUAUUAGAAAACCAAGUGUUCCGCUUAGACUUUAACAUUGCCUCAUUCUGGAAAUGAGACUUGUUUGAACUGGAUGCUGCUUAUUAAAAAGUCAGUGUUAAUUUAGCAUUUAUUAAAUAUUAGAAAUGUACAGGGACUUCACUACCACUCUGAAAGCUGCCUCUGCCUUGCUAAAAAAUUUUAAUUAUAAUUCCAUCGGAAAAUACAACAAUCUCAGGUGGUUCAUAAAUCACAAAAUGAUCUUGUUUUUUAGAUGAAUUUUAUAAAAAGGAACCUAAGUAGAGUGUAGAAAUGCAAAGGAAUUAAUAUUAUUUCCUGUUGACUUGAAAAUAAAAAGAAAGUUUCUAAACCAAAGCCUUAGGCCCAUAAAAUGGGAUAUUCUUAUUAUGUUCUUUUUAACAGAAGAAUUUGGGGUCAUAAAUUGGUUGCAGUGACAAAAAUCAUGAAGUUCUGCUAAGGAGGAACCUGCAGAGAUGAUUAACUGUGAUAUUCUAAAUUCAGCUGUUUCCCUUAAUGUGAUUUGGUCACAAAUAAAGAAUGGAAUGUUAUGGAGAAUAUACCCCUUCUUUUUUGAAAUGAUGUUCAGGGUUUUCUAAUGGUUUUGAUAAUGCUGGUCUCUGGAGAAAGCAGUUAAAGUUUAUAAAAUACAUUCAAAAUACGUAUUCAUUGUCAUUUGCUAGUUUUAUAGCUAUACAAUGUGACCUAAUUCUUUUAUCUUUGUUUUCUUUUUAAAUAGAACUUCUCACUAUGCAGUUCUUUCAUGUGUAGUUUGGGGUAAAAUGUGUAAUGGUUAACCAGCCUGGUUAUCAAUCAUUCUCAAUAAAGAUUUAUGAGAGAAUUUAUUUCCCCUAAAUAUCAUUUUUCCCCCAUAUACAUCUGCCUGAAUAUUAUAUGCUGAGUACUUCAGACUUACUGCAUGACUGAAAUAAAUUUCCGUUGUAAUAUUUUUGAUGGAGCCUUCCCCCAGAAAAGUUUUCAUUCCCUUUUUCACACAUUCUUUGGUUACAUUUGGCUUCUUUUCCGCAUAAAAAUGCUUUCAGAGUGUGAUGGUUUCUAAGGAAUAAAAUUUUCAAAAAA
Molecule: messenger RNA, 3231 nt
Organism: Ornithorhynchus anatinus (platypus)
Lineage: Eukaryota; Metazoa; Chordata; Mammalia; Monotremata; Ornithorhynchidae
Gene: HEATR3
Product: HEAT repeat containing 3
Exons: 15
Coding region: 40-2094 (684 amino acids)
Biological process (GO): ribosomal large subunit biogenesis; protein import into nucleus
Source: RefSeq, a predicted model, not a curated record